GGGUGGGCGUGGCUAUCGCCGAAUCGCCGCGGCCCGGAAUCCGACGCGCAGGGAGCUGUUUGACUUUCCUGUCCGUGUCGCCAGGUGAAAUCGCUCCAGACGCGGACUUCGACUCCAGCCUCGUACUCUGACCCCGUCGUUGUCACCUCGUCCCUCCCCCUCGGCCAGAAUUAAAGUCCUUGACUCCGAGAACUUUGCGAGAGAGGCGGCCCGAGGACUCUAGCGGCAGCAUAAGUGGUAGAUUUAACCCUUUUGCUUGUGAGUCAUGGCAGCUCCCAUGAAGGGCCAAGUGUGUGUGGUGACUGGUGCUUCCAGGGGUAUUGGCCGCGGCAUCGCUUUGCAGCUCUGCCAAGCAGGUGCCACAGUUUACAUCACUGGCCGCCAUCUGGACACGCUGAAGGCCACUGCUCAGGAAGCGCAAUCUCGAGGGGGCCGAUGUAUGCCUGUGGUAUGCGAUUCAAGUCAGGAGAGUGAAGUGCGAAGCCUGUUUGAACAGGUGGCUCGAGAACAGCAUGGGCGUCUGGAUGUGCUGGUCAACAACGCCUAUGCUGGAGUCCAGGUGAUCCUCAACAACACUAAGAAGGCAUUCUGGGAAAGCCCCGCCUCCAUCUGGGAUGAUAUCAACAAUGUUGGGCUCAGAGGCCACUACCUGUGCUCGGUGUAUGGCGCACGGCUGAUGGUACCAGCUGGCCGGGGGCUCAUCGUGGUCAUCUCCUCCAUUGGGGGGCUGCACUAUUUCAUCAACGUCCCCUAUGGUGUGGGCAAAGCUGCGUGCGACAGGCUGGCUGCUGACUGUGCCCACGAGCUGCGGCGCCAUGGAGUCAGCUACGUCUCUCUGUGGCCAGGGUUUGUACAGACAGAACUGAUGAAGGAGCAGGCGAUGAAGGGUGACAACACCACUGAUCCGCUGGUUGAGCAGAUUAGAUCUCAGUUCUCAUCUGCGGAGACUACAGAAAUGAGUGGCAAAUGUGUGGUGGCUCUGGCAACAGACCCCAAUAUCCUACACCUGAGUGGGAAGGUGCUGCCUUCCUGUGACCUCGCUCGGCGCUAUGGCCUUCAGGACAUCGAUGGCCGCCCCAUCCAAGACUAUUUGUCUUUGAGCUCCAUUCUCUCCCAUGUCUCCAGCCUGGGCUGGCUGGCCUCCUACUUGCCCAGCUUCCUCCGAGUGCCCAAGUGGGCUAUGACCCUCUAUACUAGCAAGUUCUAAGUCUCCUGGCACAUCUCAGCUCCUCUUCAGACUGCGUGGUUGGCCUAUCUCAGUGGAACGAGGGGCCUUUCCCGCCUACCUACCGCAUACCCUUGACGAGAAGGCCUCUGCUGUGUCCUGGCCGAGCCUUGGUGGCCUCUCUAGGUCCUUCUUGUUUUCCUUGCCCCUGCAUUUUCCUUUUUGCUUUAGGAUUCACAAAUGCUCUGGGGUAAUAAAGG
Vicugna pacos (alpaca) is the source of this 1425-nucleotide messenger RNA. RefSeq names its product dehydrogenase/reductase 1 (gene DHRS1). NCBI's taxonomy places the organism in Eukaryota, Metazoa, Chordata, Mammalia, Artiodactyla, Camelidae. The record is from RefSeq and is a predicted model, not a curated record.